Messenger RNA from Syzygium oleosum, 6789 nucleotides. RefSeq lists its product as uncharacterized. Bases 211 to 6675 code for a protein of 2154 amino acids. The record is from RefSeq and is a predicted model, not a curated record. The transcript has 26 exons. NCBI's taxonomy places the organism in Eukaryota, Viridiplantae, Streptophyta, Magnoliopsida, Myrtales, Myrtaceae.
GCUUGACCAGGCCGCGUCGUCGAACUGUGGAAGGAACUGAAAGAGCGAGCUAAUCAUCAUCAUCGUGGAAGAGUUGCAGUGAAGAAGAAGACAGUCCAACUUCGUCCCCAAAAUUUCCCCAAUCCUCGUCCUCGUUUGCAGACCCAAUUCCUCAAAUCUCAGGUUGGUCGCAGGUACGAGAGAGGGAGGGAGAGGGAGAGGGAGGGAGGGAUGGAGGUGGAAUUGGAGGGGAGAGUGAAGCCGCUGGGGUACAAGGUGAAGGCAACGUCGAGGGAAUCGCCGUCGCAGAAAGCAGCCCACAUACUCGACCCUGACCUCCGCACUCACUGGUCCACCGGUACCAACACCAAGGAGUGGAUCUUACUCGAGCUCGAUGAACCUUGUCUUUUGUCACAUGUAAGGAUCUAUAAUAAGUCUGUUCUUGAAUGGGAGAUUGCAGCUGGCUUAAGAUACAAGCCGGAGACAUUUGCAAAAGUGCGUCCUCGUUGUGAAGCACCACGUAGGGAAAUGACGUACCCUACUAAUUAUACACCAUGCCGCUAUGUUCGGAUAUCAUGUUUGAGAGGAAAUCCAAUUGCCAUAUUUUUUAUUCAGUUAAUUGGAGUUCCUGUGCCUGGUCUUGAACCAGAGUUCCAACCAGUUGUCAGUCACUUGUUGCCACACAUCAUAGCCCACAAGCAAGAUGCUCAGGAUGUGCACCUUCAGCUGCUUCAAUACAUGACAUGCAGAUUGCUUCCUUUCCUUCCCCAACUUGAGGGAGACCUGAGCAGCUUUUCUGAUGCUCCUGAACCUAGCCUUCGUUUUCUUGCUAUGGUUGCGGGUCCAUUUUACCCUAUACUUCACAUUGUCAAUGAACGUGAAACGACGAAGUCUUCGUCAAAUGUCACGGAUUCUGAAGUUCCUAAAAAUAAUCAACCAUCGUCAGUGAUAACCGUCUCCUCAAAUUUUGAGCCUCGGCGAUUUCGGAGUGCAUCACCAUUAUUUAUAUCCAGCUCUACUGUUUUCCGGUCAGAUGCAGUUUUUGUGCUUCUUAGAAAGGCCUAUAAAGAUUCUGACUUGGGAACUGUCUGCAAAGCAGCUUCUGUGAUUCUGCAAAAGUUCAUCGAGCCUGCUGUAGGGCAAGAGACAUUUAACCCUUCAUGUGAUGAAGCACCGGGUUUGGAGGAUAACGCAAUGCCUGCAUUUGGCAAUCCUUUUUCCUUAACUGAUUUCUGUAGCUUAUUUGGAGAGGAAUUCCAGAUGCCUGAUGAUCGAUCAGAUUCUAGCUACCUGAGCAUUUUGGAUAUAUGGGCAGUGGAAGAAGGAAUUAUGCAUGUGCUUUAUGCCUGUGCGUCACAGCCCCAGCUUUGCAGAAAACUAGCGGAGAACUCUGUGGAGAUGUGGUCAGCUUUACCGCUUAUGCAAGCACUGUUGCCAGCCCUUCGUCCCUCCUUGAGCAGUUCUGAUCAUUAUACUGAGAGUUUUUCCCAGUGGAGACAACCGCAUGUCCAGCGAGCCUUGUCUCAGAUUGUCAUGACGACAUCUUCAUCACUGUACCGCCCAUUACUCCAUGCCACUGCUGGAUAUCUUUCGUCAUUUUCGCAGUCACAUGUUAAGGCUGCUUGUGUUUUGAUUGAUCUCUGUUCAAGCGUUUUAGCUCCAUGGAUGCCCCAAGUAAUUGCAAAGGUUGAUCUUUGCAUGGAACUUCUAGAGGACCUCUUAGGCAUAAUACAGACUUCUCGUCAUUCUCUUGCCUCUGCACGAACUUCCCUCAAAUACUUUCUUCUUGGUUUGUCUGGGCACCUGGAUGAUAUAUUGGGAAAAUACAAGGAAGUCAAGCAUAGAAUUCUCUUCCUUAUAGAGAUGCUAGAGCCUUUCCUUGAUCCCGCCAUAAGCACAUUCAAGAGCACAAUAGCUUUUGGAGAUGUGUUUCCGAAUUUUGUUGAAAAGCAGGAAAGCAAUUGUGAGACUGCCCUCAACAUCAUCCGCACAGCUGUAUGGAAGCCAGCCAUACUUCCUUCUUUGGAAUCUGAAUGGAGAUCUGGAUCGGUUGCUCCUAGUGUGCUUCUUUCAAUAUUGGAACCUCAUAUGCAGUUGCCAGCCGACAUUGACCUUUGCAAGUCUCCUGCUUCUGUUAAUGAAGUGGAAGCAACUUCCUCUUCUUUAGCCUCUGCUGUCCGACGUGGUGGAGCUUCCUCAAAGGCAAGUAGCCUGGACGACCAUGAUGGGAAGGUAGAGGUAUCUGAUGCAAUUGCUAAGGUGGAUGGGAUUGAAGAUGCAGCCAUGCUUUUUGUCCCUGAUGAACUGCGGAACAUAGCACUACUAAAUGUGUCCGUCACUCAUGAUCAGAAUACCUCAGAUGCUAAGCUAGAAGAUACCAGCUCAGAACAAAAGCAUAUAAUUGACAAAAGCUUAACUGACCAGUCCAAGAGUGGGUUUGUUUUUGAUGCAGAUUUUAAUUUGGAGUAUUUCAACUUGCAAGCAGAUUAUUUUCAACUUGCCAAUUAUAGGGAUUGUGAGCUCAGAGCUUCUGAAUUUCAACGUUUGGCUUUGGAUUUGCACUCACAGCAUGAGGUUACUGCAGAGGGUCAUGACGCUGCUAUUGAUGCUUUGCUUUUGGCGGCUGAGUGUUAUAUCAAUCCCUUUUUCAUGUCUUCCAGAUACAGCUUGAAGGUUGUCAGUGAAAUAACCAGCAGUAACAUCAAGGUUCCUGCAUGUUCUACAGUUCCAGACAUGAGGAAGCACUCUGGUGAUAUCAAUACUUUUGAAAGUAUAGCUCACCUUGAAAAGAAAAGAGACAAGAUAGUGCUGCAGUUACUACUUAAAGCUGCUGAAUUGGACAGGAACUAUCAGCGGGAAGUUUCAGAUGAUGGACAUGCAUACCAAACAGAAUUAUCUGAUGAACCAGUUGUCGAGUUAUCUCCUGAAGAUGUAGAAUCUGCUGAUGCCAUCACCUUGGCUAGACAAAACCAGGGUUUGCUGUGUAAUUUUCUGAUCCAGCGACUGCAAAGAGAGCAACAUUCAAUGCAAGAGAUUUUAAUGGAAGGUCUUCUGUUCUUGUUACACUCAUCCACCAAGCUCUGUUGUGACCCCGGUCUUGUGAUUAAUAUCAUCUUAGGUUCUGCUGAGUACUUCAAUAGUAUGCUGACCUCCUUCUAUUUUCAGUUAAAGGAAGGUAAUCUACAUUUGGAUGCUGAAAGAGUGUACGAGCUUCAAAGGCGCUGGAUAUUGCUUAAGAAAUUGGUAGUUGCCACAAGUGCUGGUACUGAAGGUUCAGAGCUCAAAAUUAGCAUCAAUAAUACCAACUGUGGAAAUUUGCUCCCACCUUCUGCGUGGAUGCAAAAAAUAUCGACAUUUUCAAUUUCUGCUUCUCCUCUUGUCCGAUUCCUUGGUUGGAUGGCAGUAUCACGCAAUGCAAAGCAAUAUGUGAAGGACCAUCUUUUCCUUGUCUCAGAUUUAACUGAGCUGACAUAUUUAUUAUCCAUUUUCUUCGAUGAUCUGUCCAUGGGAGAUAAAGUUUUUAAGAGAGAAGAUGAUGAGAUAGGUAUUGAGCAAUUAGGAGCGAAACCAGAGAAUGCAUUAGGUAAAGGGUUUGAACAAUAUGUUCAACAAAAUGGAAAUCGGUCUUUUUACGUCAUUUACCCUGAUCUCUGUAGACUUCUUCCUAAUAUGAAAAGGCAAUUUGAAUCUUUUGGAGAAAUCAUUUUGGAGGCUGUCGGCUUGCAACUCAGGUCUCUUCCUUCCACUGUACUCCCUGAUGUUUUGUGCUGGUUCUCUGAUCUUUGUUCAAAGCCAUUUUCCCAGGAAUCAAACGCUUCUCAGCUUAGUCCAACUGAAAUAAAAGGUUUUGCUGCAACAAAUGCAAAAGCAAUUAUCCUUUACAUACUUGAAGCCCUAGUAGGUGAGCAUAUGGAAGCUAUGGUAGCUGAGACACCUAGACUGGUGCAUAUGUUGGUUUCUCUUUGCAGAGCCUCGUACUGUGAUGUGCUUUUGUUAGAUUCAGUAAUGUCUCUUUUGAAGCCAAUUAUUUCAUAUUCUCUAAAGAAAGUCUCUGAUGAGUUUGCGUUAGUUGAUAAUUCGUGUCUCAGUUUUGAAUCACUGUGUUUUGAUGAGCUUUUCAAGACCAUUGGGGAGAGAAGCGACAGUGAAAUUGAUUCUUCUGUUAAAUCACAUGGAAGAGCUUUGACAAUUUUCAUACUGGCAUCUGUCUUUUCUGAUCUCUCUUUCCAGUAUAGGAGAGACAUAUUGCAGUCUUUACUCUUGUGGGUUAAUUUUACUUCUUUUGAGCCCACAUCUUCCUACCAUGACUACAUAUGUGCUUUCCAAUGUGUUAUGGACAACUGCAAGCUACUGUUGCGUCAAGCAUUACUGUUCUAUGGCGUUAUGCCACUCAAGUUAUCUUCAGAUGGUGUUAAUGCACUCUACGAUGCCGACAGAAAAUCAGUUGGCUGGUUUCUCAAUGACAUUUUGCAUGAGUCACUUACAUCUGAGGUUCCGGAUACUGGUAGCAUUAGCGGUAAACUUAAGUCGUUGUCUGUGGAGGAAAUCAAAGAGUUUGUGGAGGACAUGGACCGCCUGAUUAACAAACUUAGUCCAACACUGGAGCAAUGUUGGAUGCUUCAUCAUCGACUUACCAAGAAGUUGGUUGUUUCAUCAGCAGAAAGCUUUAUAUACUUGAGGUGCUUAUCUGCAAUUCUGCAAAACAUUCAUUUAUGUGAUGAUGGCAAAAGGGGCGACUCUCCUACCUCGGUUGCAUCAUUGAACGAGCUUCCAAUGCAUUGGAGGGUUGGUCUAGAGGGCCUUGGUGAAUUUAUUUUGGUUCUCCUAGAAAGACAUUGCUGGACAGUUGCAUCUGUGAUGGUUGACUGCCUACUUGCAGUACCACUUCUUUUGCCCAUUCAUGAUAUUGUGGGAACCCUAUGUAUAGCAAUCACAAGGUUUUCUUGCUGUGCUCCUAAACUUUCUUGGCGUUUACAAUCUGAUAAAUGGUUGACGACGUUGUUUGGUAGAAGAUUCCAUAACUUUAGUGGAAAGGAGGUUCCAGUGGUGGAGCUAUUUUGUAGGUUGCUUGGCCAUAAUGAACCCGAGCAAAGGCUGAUAGCACUUAAGCACUUGGGAAAAAUUGUUUGUCAAGACAUUGACGGAAUCUCAGUCAUGGAUUAUUCACGAUAUCAGGAUAAGUUCAUUUCUCCUAUUUCAAUUACUGAUGCUGCUGAGUCGGUUCUCCCUCUUCUGGUUUCAAGUACAUGGGAUCAUGUUGCUCUUAUGGGAUCAUCAGAUACAUCUUUGCUUCUGAGGACGCGUGCAAUGGCACUACUAGUAGAUUAUAUUCCCUUUGCUGGUCGUCAGCAGUUGCAAUGUUUUCUUGCAUCUGCUGAUGCUGUUCUAAAUGGCCUAGGGAAACUUUCAUAUCCAAUGCUUGAGAGCCCUUUCUUACAACUCUCUUUAGCACUUGUUGCAGGCGCUUGCCUGUACUCUUCAGAGGAAGAUAUAUCUUUGAUUCCUGAUAAUCUAUGGAUUGAGAUUGAGAAUCUGGGAUCUUCAAAGACUGAAGGAAGGAUUGGAUAUCUUGAGAAGCAAAUUUGCCUAGCCUUAUGUAGGUUGAGAGAUAAAGGGGUUGAGGAGAAAGAGGUCUUGAGAGAAGCUCUUUCUGCCAGUGGGUUCAAGCAACUUGAUCCUGAUUUCAGCAGCACACGUGAAGAAAUUCUUCAGGUACUCACAAAGCUGACUUCUGCUCAGUCAUAUGUAGAAGCAUUCUCUCGAAAACUACUUGAAGAAGUUGUGGAGCAAGAAGAAGCUGAAAUGGAGUUGGAAGUUCUUCAAAAUGAGAAUCGUGCAGAAGAUCAAUUUAGAGAUACCAAAGAGACCACUCGAUUUAAUUCUUCAGCUGAUUUGAUAAAGGAUGAGAAUCGUCUUCAGCAAAUCAAGAACUCUAUUCAUUCAAUUGAGAAGUCAAGGCUGCAAGAAGAAAUAAUAGCUCGCCGGCAAAAGAAACUCCUUAUGAGACACACUCGCAAGAAGUUCCUGGAAGAGGCUGCUGUACGAGAAGCAGAGUUACUGCAGGAGCUUGAUAGGGAAAAGACGACUGAGGUAGAAAAAGAGAUCGAGAGACAACGGCUGCUUGAAAUUGAGCGUGCAAGAACCAGGGAGUUGCGUUACAACCUUGAUCUGGAAAAGGAGAAGCAGGCACAGAGAGAACUUCAACAAGAAUUGGAGCAGAUUGAAUCAGGAGUACGAUCUUCAAGGCGCGAAUUUCCAUCCUCCGCUCAGUCCAGUCGCUCGCGGGAUAGAUAUCGUGAGAGGGAUAAUGGAAGGCCGGUUAAUGAAGGAAGCACUAGAGCGGGUGGUGGGAGUUUGCAGCCUGAAAAUGCUGGCAGUAGCUCAUCCAUGGGAACAAUGCAGACGGUUGUGUUGUCCGGAUCUCGUCCAUUUGCUGGGCAGCCACCCACAAUUUUGCAGUCACGUGACCGAGCAGAUGACACUGGCAGUAGUUAUGAAGAAAAUUUCGAUGGAAGCAAGGACUCGGGUGACACGGGUAGCAUUGGGGAUGGGGAGUUGGUGUCGGCAUUUGACGGGCAACCUGGUUUAUAUGGAUCUGCCCAAAGGCAUGGCUCCAGGGGGAGUAAAUCGAGGCAGACGGUGGAAAGAAGAGAACGCGAUGGCAAACGCGAAGGAAAAUGGGAAAGAAAACAUUGAUUAUUUCUAUUCUGGUUUUUCUUUAUUAGGGUAGCAUAGUGAAAGCUUUGGGUUAUGUGUCAUAGAUAAAAUAUGUUCCCUGUGGGGAAAUAUGUUCACUCUGUGUGUGUGUGU